This is a messenger RNA of Alternaria novae-zelandiae, 2463 nucleotides long. RefSeq lists its product as uncharacterized. Lineage: Eukaryota; Fungi; Ascomycota; Dothideomycetes; Pleosporales; Pleosporaceae. Gene Ontology annotation, biological process: autophagosome assembly. The record is from RefSeq and is a predicted model, not a curated record. The transcript is spliced from 8 exons. Gene Ontology annotation, cellular component: phagophore assembly site. Bases 1 to 2463 code for a protein of 820 amino acids.
AUGUCGUCAGUUCAGUUCACAGCCCUGAUACGUCUCCCGUUCAUCCGGGGUGACUUUGAAGAUCCUCCGCAGGCGCAAUGGGAUGCUGAGAGAGACCGCCAACUAUGGAAGGUUAUUUCCAAGUCUUCCAAGACCAGUGAUCUGAACUGGGUCGAAUUGGCCGACAAGUUUCAAGUUCCACCAACCUUUCUUCUUCAGCAAGCUGCAUGGCUAUACGAGCGACAUCUAGACCACGUUCGUAACCAAAUGAAAAAAGUCAGCAUCUCGAAUGCUGCCCCGUCAUCUUCGCCGACUGGUGGUAGCACGCUGACUGCUGUGGGUGGGGUUGCGAUGCGAAGGGGUGGUAGUGCCGGAUCUGGAGCUGGGAGGACCACAUCCGCGUUAGCAGGACGCUCGAAGGACAGUCCGAGUCUGCGUGGCGCAGAGGUGGUUAUACCCGCACCUUCGCUCUCGAGGACACCGUCUACCACCACGAUCACUCAAUCCCGGGCACUUACUCAAGCACCAGCUCGAACUUUGUCUACACGCUCUACUCAGCGACCUAACUUGACAAGUAGAAGGUCUGAAGAUCGGGCGAAUGCACCAAUCUCACCACCCAAUUAUCGAAAUCACGAAGCAGCAUCUCCAGACAUUCCCGAUUCGUCGUCCUCGAGCUCAUCAUCGCUAUCAGAUACUGAUCAUCCAGCGCAUCGAAGCCAACUCUUUAAGCGCCCUCCGCGUUUCCAGCAGAAGAAACCGCGAGAGCUUUCGACGUUUGAGGAAGGAGACGGAACGCAAGAGAUUGACGAUUCAGGCUCACACGAGACAAGUCUACCCUUUGCAACCGUCAAGACACGACCCAGCAAUAGCAAGUACGCGCAAGACUCACGCUUCCGAGCUAGUAGCAGCAAGGAGCAAAAGGUUCUGCAACCUGCCCGCGCAAGGAAUGCUCCGCCCGUCAGACAAACGUCUAUGGACGUACAGUCGAUCGCGACCACAGAGACGGCGUCGUCAAUGACCAGCUCUGGCGGUCCUCCCUCAGCGGCAAAGAGUCCUAUGAGCCCUGCCUCGGACCACCGCGCGGCGCUAGGCCGACUCGGUAGUCCACGACGUGGAGGACUGCGAUCCAGAAAGGAAGGUAGUGAAGGCACGCCGAGUAUGGGCAGCAGCUUUAGUGACAUCGAUGAUGCAGGUAUCACUCACAUAGGUCUAGUUGCCGACGCGAUCGCUUCUCGCUCGUUAAAGCCCGUAGCAAUGCCGCCACCACCCAUCAUCCUAGUAACAGACCACUCCACCACUCCCCCAACAGCCACACGCUACACAUUCGGCCGCAACGACAUCGAAUUCCCCAUCGCUUACAGGCGCAUCAAAUCCCUGCUCACCCACCCACCAUGUCCUCACCACCCUCAAUACCUCUGGCCCUGCGACGCCUGCGAGUCCGCCUUCAUCACAAAAUACUGGAAAUGCGCUGCCACGCUCCUCGACUACUUCGCAGACUUCCACCCCAUCGACACGCCCCUCAUGCAAUCGAUCUGGUUUUACCUGCUGGAUAUCUGGCAAGAAAGCGCGCACAUCCUUCCCUACGAAACCGUACUUGACGAAACCAUCGAACACAGCGCCGCACUCAUUGGCGUGGCGCGCGCCAGAGACUUUGAGAAAGCAGUCCGCGACACCAUUACUUUGUUUGAAGUUACGAUCUGGGGCCGGAGAACAGAGGCGGAUUCGUGGGAUCAGGUUAUCUAUGAUCCGAGGGGUGAGGCUAUGUGUCCUGUGGGUGAAUAUGACACAGGUCCCUGGGUUAGUGGUGUGAAGCCCUGGAACCAGUUUCUGGGCGAGGGAGGAAUGGGUGUUGCGGCGCCGUGGUCUGCUGCUGCUUCAACUCCGACUUCACAAGACAAUACAAACGGAGAUGGAGGUGAAGCCAUGAAUGUCGAAGAAGAGAGAACAACAACACGCUACAUCCCCCACCCCGCCAUCGCCCUAAUAGAAGGCCACACCGCGCGCUCCCGCCUCCUCGCCAAUUCCUUCUACGCAAAACAAAAGCUCACACCCCCUCAAUACAACGCCGCCCUCGCAGACUACGAAGCACACACCGUCGUCCUGCCUUCCAAGCGCGGCGAGCCCCACACAUAUACCUCGCGCUUCACGGGCCGCGAAACUACAUACACGUUAUCCAACGGCGCGCCGCCGAUCAUGCGCUACGAGGGGCUCGGCGACCCGCAGUUGGAACUUGCGGUUCCGGACGGAGAUUGGAAUCUGAUGGAUGAGUGUGUGGCUAGUUGUAGGGGGGUUACGGCGUAUGUGGGUGUUAGUGGGGCAGAUGAAGAUGAGGAGGAUGAGGAUAUGGUGGAUAGUGAGGAUGAGUUGGUGCCGUUUGAUAUGUGGACUGUGGUUGAGAAGGGAGGUGGAGGAGGGGGACGGGGCGAGGUGUUGGAUUUGGGAGGCACUGGAGGUAUGUUCGAGACUUGGUAUGCGGAGGAAUGA